AUGUAUCUUGGGAUUUCGCGCUUCCAUGCUCAAGGCCCUGAAAAACUUCCUGACUGCUCUGCAGUUGCAUUUUCCUCAACGGCGGUGUUUCUGACCUGGAAAGAUUCUGGGAAAAGUCAUGAAAUGGGAAAUUUUUCUAUUCACUACAGACCUUUGCAUUCAGAAGGAAAAUUCAAAGUUGUCCACGCUGGGGCACUGUCUUUCAGGCUUAUCGAAAACCUUGAUGUCAAAACUUAUUACGCCUUUAGAAUAGUGACGAAGGAUGCUACAGGACAAACUUAUCAUUGUGAAACAUUCGCAAGAACAAUGAGCGAUGGAAAUCAAACGUCUUGCGCAGUUAAAGGGAAACUUCCGGUAGCUCAUCGCAUGUAUGUCAGUGUUGUAGUGAGGAAGCCAGGUCAUAACUUUGAAGAAGGGAAAUUACAUUCCUACCCCACAAAGAAGGCUUUACUUCCAAGUCAGGAGGAGAAACCAACGAAACCAACUCGUGCAUCAGAUAGAAACGAAUGCAAAGAAAUACCUGAUCAAUGUUACGACCGCGCCCAAUGUAUCAACACCAAAGGAAGCUUCUUUUGUCGUUGUCCUCUCGGGUGGACUGGUGACGGGAAAAUAUGCAAAGAACUGUCACAAGAUAAAAGAAAAAGAGCAUUUUGCAACAACGAAAGUUUCUUAAACAUCAAUUGGCCGAUAACGUCACAAGGAGAAACAGCUUUGUCAUGGUGUCCCUUUGGAUCAAGAGGUCUUGCUAAGAGACAGUGUCUGGAAGUUUUUGGUGAUAACACCUCUCGAUGGGGUCUCCCUGAUCUCAGUGAAUGUGUCUCGGAUAAAAUGAUGGAUAUCGCACGACAGCUGGAUGAUCCCGACGUCGAUGUCACCGAAAUCUCUAUGCAGCUUGUUAAUGCUACGGACAUUACCACAUAUACGCAAGCUCCACUUCAUACUGGUGAUCUUAAACUGGUCGUUGACCUUAUAGAGAAGAUUUCUCAGAAGGGCCUGGGAACAAUACAGCACUUACCACCUGCCAUAAGAGACGAAAAUAUCAAACAAGUCACACAGGUUUGUCACCCUAGGUUAACUACCUUCGUGUGA
Stylophora pistillata is the source of this 1089-nucleotide messenger RNA. RefSeq names its product adhesion G protein-coupled receptor L4-like. NCBI's taxonomy places the organism in Eukaryota, Metazoa, Cnidaria, Anthozoa, Scleractinia, Pocilloporidae. Gene Ontology annotation, molecular function: protein binding; G protein-coupled receptor activity; calcium ion binding. Gene Ontology annotation, cellular component: plasma membrane. Gene Ontology annotation, biological process: adenylate cyclase-activating G protein-coupled receptor signaling pathway; cell surface receptor signaling pathway. The record is from RefSeq and is a predicted model, not a curated record.